Portunus trituberculatus (swimming crab) is the source of this 1336-nucleotide messenger RNA. RefSeq lists its product as uncharacterized. Lineage: Eukaryota; Metazoa; Arthropoda; Malacostraca; Decapoda; Portunidae. The coding region runs from base 36 to 1175 and encodes 379 amino acids. The transcript is spliced from 7 exons. The record is from RefSeq and is a predicted model, not a curated record.
UACCCUCCUUCCCACACACACAAAUACGAUACAGGAUGCUGGUGACAGUGACAUUGGUGAGCUGUCUGUUGGGCAGUGUAGCAGCUCAAGACUCGGCCCUUGGAAAGACAGCCUAUGUACAGCUGAUGGUUGGAUGUCUUGGGGAGACUUCAUACAAGGAGUAUCUGGAUUCAGUGGCUGCUGCUGGAAGGGAAUGUGGAGCUGGUGUGGGUGUGCAAGGCUUCUUUCCUGGGCUAGCUUCCUUACUCCAUAGUCCCUCCUUAGCACAUUUCCCACAGGGAAUUCCCUUCUCGCAGUCUGGCUCAGUGGUUCUCCAGAGACCACUAGGAGUACUUGGAUCAUCAAGGGUCACUCCUCAACAUCCCGGGAUACUUCCACAACAGCUAGGAGUGUUUGGUGCACAGCCAGGAAUAACAUUAGGGCAACCAGGAAUAUUAGCAGGACAACCAGGAAUAAUAGCAGGGCAACCUGGAAUAUUGUCAGGACAACCAGGCAUAUUGUCAGGACAACCAGGAAUACUGUCAGGACAACCAGGAAUAUUAUCAGGACAACCAGGAAUAUUAGCACAACAGCCUGGAACAUUCCCACAAGAAUCUGGAAUAUUCUCGUCACUACUAGACAGCCAGUCAAGGGUGACACCAGUGGGCAUCACAGACUCAGUGCCUCCCAUCUCCUCACCUGUUGGGCCUUCCUACCCAGGGAUUCGGCAGAAGCGGCAAGUCAGUCUGAACCUUGCAGAUAUCCAGCGAACAAGAGAGAAUAUGCGUGCCCUGGUCAACAACUUUACCUGCAUCCUCACUAAGUUGGCUGUGGUGAAUGCCAACCUGGACCUCAAUCACUCAGGCCUCAGCAACAGUGUUAUCAACUUGCCAGUUGCUAGAGAACUCAAGCAAGACCUCCUGAAUGCAAUCAACUACUGCACAGAUACGACACGAUGUCUUCCAUUAGAGAAGCAGCAACUCCCAAUACCACAUAAACUGAAACGGGUCAUGGAGUAUAUCAAGUGUGAAAAGGAGAUGCGUUUGAAGGCCUGUCACAAAAACAACAUAAGGCAACGUGUCCAGAACAUCAGCCUGGGCCACCUGCCUCAUGAUGGCAGCCAGUUCAAUGGUGUAGAGGAAAUAGUCACACUUUUAGUGGAUGCACAGUCUGUGCAUGAGUUGGAGCUCAUCUAGACUAGUUAAUUAAAUGUAAUGUGGUAUGACCAAGCUCAUACUGGUCUAAUAUGGUUGAUAGAGUGAUGUAACUGAAAAAAGAAAAAAAGAAACUUGUUUUCCAAAUGAGUUUUGACACUGAACAGGAAAAGUUGUUUAUAAAAAAUAAAAUUUUAAUAUUA